AUGAGGCUCCCAUACGUAUCUGUCGCCAUAUUCUCCCUUCUCUCGUUCUGCCCGGGCCGUGCCGCGCCUGCGCCAAUCACCGGGACGGCAGUCCAAGCCCGACAAAAUCCAAACCCCGUGAAUCUACUCUUAGCCUUGAUCACACAGCUGUUUCCACUCAACGUCUUGGUGCAGGAUCUGGGAAGUCUCGUCGAGGAUGCCGAGACCGUCUUCGCGGACCUCGCAGGCUUUGACACGAGCCAAGACGAUCUGACGGCGGGCCGGUGCGGCGAUGUCGUCAUCGUCUUUGCCCGCGGCACCUCGGAGCCGGGCAAUGUGGGAUCUCUGGUGGGCCCGCCGUUCUUUAACGAGAUGCGGGAGAGGCUGUCGACCCAGGGAAAGUCGCUCGCCGUGCAGGGCGUCGAUGACUAUGUGGCCGAUGUGGAAGGGUUUUUGCAGGGCGGAGACACCAAAGGCAGUCAGAGAAUGGCGGACUUGAUAACACAAGCUCAGACGCAAUGUCCAUCUUCCAAGGUCAUUAUGUCCGGUUACUCACAGGGUGGACAACUCGUCCAUAAUGCUGCCAAGUUGUUACCGCAGUCAACAAUGAGUGAUUUGAGCUCAAUCGUCAUAUUUGGAGAUCCAUUCAAUGGCUUCCCGAUUCAGGGAGCAGAUGCUAACAAAGUGUUGACCAUAUGUCACGUCGCGGAUAACAUUUGUGACCAUGGGGAUUGGAUACACAUGCCACACUUGACGUAUCUUAUUGAUGCAGGAACGGCAACAGACUUUGCGUUGGAAAGAAUGUGA
Molecule: messenger RNA, 786 nt
Organism: Pestalotiopsis fici W106-1
Lineage: Eukaryota; Fungi; Ascomycota; Sordariomycetes; Amphisphaeriales; Sporocadaceae
Exons: 3
Coding region: 1-786 (261 amino acids)
Biological process (GO): carbohydrate catabolic process
Cellular component (GO): extracellular region
Molecular function (GO): cutinase activity
Source: RefSeq, a predicted model, not a curated record